AUCAGCCCAUUACUCUAUGUUUUGUUCCCUAAAGCAGAGCCCAAGCCCAGCCCACUACAUUAGGGUUUCACUCUCCCUCUCUUCUGUCUCUGCACAUGGUUUCACUCGGUGAUGCAAAAGAAAAAUCCAGUCUUUUUCUGCUACACUCAACAAUUGAGAACAACCUUGUUUGGAGAUUUCAACACUCAAACCCCUAAAAGAAAAAAAACACAGUAGCUGAGAGCUUUAAUGGCUUAUUCUAGAGGGAGGGAUUUCAUGUUCUGCGAUUUGUGUGGAACAAUGCUAGUUAUGAAAUCAGCUAGGUAUGCCGAAUGUCCCUCUUGUCAGUUUAGGCGAAAAGCCAAAGAUAUUCUUGGAAGAGAAAUAUCUUACACUGUCACUGCUGAGGACAUUAAAAGGGAGCUAGGGAUAUCACAAAUUAGUGAGGAGAAAGUCGAGCUAUCGAAAAUCAAGAAGAAAUGUGAAAAAUGUGGUAACGAUGAAGCUUCGUAUUAUACCAGACAGAUGAGAUCAGCCGAUGAAGGGCAAACUACAUUUUACACAUGUACCAAAUGUCUUCAUCAGUUUCAGGACAAUUGAAUCAUGUUUUUGGUAGUAAGAUUGAUACCCGAAAAUUGAAGAUUGAGAUUAGGGUUUAGGCUUAGUUUUUAGGUCAUUUGGCCACUUUUGUUUGAAUGGAAAAGAUGGUAUCUGUUUUGGAUAGGAAGGGGGGCAUAUUUUGAUCUUGUAAAUCAAAAUAUAUCUUAUUCUUUCAAUUUUGAUCUCUCAUGCUCAUUCUAUGCAAGUGUUUUACCUAAUUUCAAGGAAAUUUUCUAUACAAUUAAGUUACAUUGAAGAAAAACAUGACCCAGUUUCUAUUGUAAGGGCACAAAUGAAUCACUUGAGACAAUUGCCCAUGUUUUCAUACUAUUGAGGAUCUUGACAUAACUUAUAAUUUUUGAUAGUUAGUUAUUUUACAAGUAAUUUUAUUAAA
This is a messenger RNA of Cannabis sativa, 973 nucleotides long. RefSeq names its product DNA-directed RNA polymerase I subunit RPA12. Gene Ontology annotation, biological process: termination of RNA polymerase I transcription; DNA-templated transcription. Bases 229 to 579 code for a protein of 116 amino acids. The record is from RefSeq and is a predicted model, not a curated record. Lineage: Eukaryota; Viridiplantae; Streptophyta; Magnoliopsida; Rosales; Cannabaceae. Gene Ontology annotation, cellular component: RNA polymerase I complex. Gene Ontology annotation, molecular function: DNA-directed RNA polymerase activity; zinc ion binding; nucleic acid binding. The transcript has 2 exons.